UCGAGGCUAAAUACUGAGGAAUCAUGGGAUUGUAAGCCAUAUUUACAAAGUUGGUUAAAACUAACGCGAAGAAGAAAAAUUUUUGAGGUAGUCUAAUUUGUUGUUUAAAUUUCAAAAUGUAAAUGAUUAUCAUUAUAAUUUUCACGUUACAUGAAAAGCUGUUAUAUCAUUGAAGGCUAUACGUAGCCUUCAAUGUUUUUUAUAUAUCCUAUUGGAAUCAGCUCAAGGUGAAAUCAACUGUGUACUGUAAUCUGUACGUAACUGCUUAGUGAGUGUAGGUACUGUGACAGUGUAGUCAUUCGGGAAUGGUUAGUUAACAUUUGGCAAGCUUUCGUUACGAAGCUUAUAAGUAUCUUUUGCUUCGUAAUCGUUCAGUGAGCGUCACAUAGUAGUAUGGAUUGCGAGCUUGGUAGUAGGUUAAUCCUACUGCAGGGGAAGUAAACAAAACAGAGCUUUUAUCUUGUCAAGCGAAAGAUGUCAUUUGCUGGGAUGAAUACAAAAAGAAGUAAUUUUGAAGACAGUGAUAAUCUGUUUAUCCAAAGUUUAGAAAUAAAAGGACAACUUGCAUGAGAAAAUGUGAUAGAUUGAAGGUUUCAAUAAAUUAUUUUUGACCCUACAAUGUGUGGUGGAAUACUUCUCUACCUUGUUUUGUUUUGAACAUUGAAGAAUAACAUGUCAGAAUUCAACCACCAUGUGAUCAAAAAUAACACCUUGGUGCCACCACAGACCAUUUUUUCAAGUGGUCCUGGGAUCUUUCCUGCUGGUGGGGUGGUAAAUAAUUCACCAUUAGGAGUUAUUCACACAUUACCAACUCUGGGGUCAAAGACAAACCAACCUAAUCCACGGCUGAGUUUUUUUGCGCAGCCUUGCACACCAUCUUUGCUAUCAUUGUCAUCAGCUUCAGGAUUUCAGCCAGUCCAAGAUAAUACCUUGUCUUCGUCCUUUGAAUCAUACAUACCCGUUUGUCCUUCGUGGACACCAGUGGACAGUGGGGGGUCAUAUGUAGAAUCUGAUGGUCGUAACUCUGGUACUUCUGUUACUUUGUUGCAACAUCCUCAACCAGCAGUAACUGUUGAAGGAAGACCUUGUAUACAAGAUACGCUAACUCACUUAGUUGGGAAUCAGGGAAAGAAUUUAGUUCUUUCAUCAACUAUGAUGUACCAAGGGAGCCAUUCACUUCCAGAAAGUGUAACUGUACCAUUUGGAUGGAAACGAUUAACCUGUGAUGGAAAAGUAGUGUAUGUUAGUCCCAGUGAGUGUCAGUUGACUUCUUUAUCUGAUGUUGUUAUGUACCUGCAAACAGAAGGAACUUGUAAGUGUGGACUAGAGUGCCCUGUUGUUCCAAAUAAAGUUUUUAACUUCAAUCCAGCUGUACAGUCAAAAGCUUGGGCUCUUACAGACUCUUGUUGGAAUGAUGCUAGUAAGUUAUGUAUUCAUAAACGGAAAACUGUGGCCAUGGCAACAUUUCAGAACAGCACAAGCCUUAACCCAUCUUCAUCACCUUUGAAACUUUCUUCUCAAUCAGUACAUUCGUGUAGCUCAGUGACAGCAAUAAAAAAGAAAGAUUCAUCCUCUUGUAAGAAGAAAAAAAUGAGAACUAAAAACAAAAGCCCUUUUGAUGGAGUUCUUGUGUCCGAGUUGUUGGCACAGAGAGAUAAAAUGGGCUUAAGAAAAGAAAGCAAAAAUAAUAAUCUGAUUCUUAGUUCAGUUGCUGUUGAAAAGAACCGUGGUUCUUUAUCAUCAUAUAGCAAUAGUCCUGUUAGCAGUCAAGCAUGUAACCUGCUGCCAACACUGUUACCCACUGAAGAUAGAAGUAACUUUCAACGGUUCUGCACACCACAAGAGUUACUUCUGGUUGAUACUCCUGUUCAUAAUAACAGCAUGAGAGUUUGCCCAAAUAACAGUCAGUAUCCACAGAAUAAAACUAGUAAUGAACUUUUUGUGUGCACAACAGUGACAUCUUGUUCUACUGCACCUUCUACCUUCAGUAGCGUUUCACAUUUAGGUCCCUAUGGAGUUCACUUAAAUAUGUCAAAUGUACAAAGUUUCUCUCAGAGAACAGAAUCAGGUGAUAAAAGACAUACUUCUUUGGAUACACCACGAGUAGGCCAGGUAUCCAUUUCACUCCCCUUAGGUCAUCAUAUGCAGUCAGGGCAGUCAUUAUUACCAAUACAACAAAAUAUGCAGACUCCAGGAACUAAAAGUUCAGAAGUUCCCCGUGGACCUUCUCCACAAUCAGUAGUACGAGGUAAUGUUCUUCAUUCCCAGCUUCAAGUUAACCAGUGCAUUGGUUUAGGUGGACAAUUAAAUUCUUGUAUGAUGCCCCCUGGAGUUUGUCCAUCAUAUCAACGAGCACCUGUGAUGCAGCCACAUGGUUCAGCGCAUGAAGAAUUAAAUUCUUGUUUAAGCAAUAAUGAAGUUUCUACACCAGCCACACAAAAACUUGCUCCAAACUUUUUUUGUCGUUCUGCCACAGACCAGUCUGUUAGUUCUCAGGUUGGAGAAGGUACUUUCAGCCCUAAUGGUAGGCAGAAACUAAAAAAGUCUUCAAAAGUGAAUAACACUGUACGUCUUUUUGAUCGUGGAUCUCCAUGUCCAAAUGUAGAUGUAAGGCAAAUUCCUCCUGAACAUCAUCGACCUCCUGCUGGCACACUAGCAAGUCAGACAGUGUCCAAGAGGAGUGCAAGUACACCAAUCGUUGGUGUAAGUAGUGAAUAUCUAGCCACUUCACAAGGUGGUCAGUCUUUGACUUGCCCCCAAGGCAUUCCUGUAAGAUGGUGUAGCUCUUCCAGUAGUCAGAAUGAAAUUGUAGAUGCAGUUGUUAGUAGUCUGCCAACUCAUAAUUUAAAUGAUCAAGUUACUCCAUCCUCCAUACCAGAAACAGGUGGUGGAAUCCUAUCUUCUAAUUUAAAUAACAUGUUUGAUGUUAGUAACACAGAUUGGACUUCUAAUUGUUCCAAAUUAACUGUGUCUGUUGAUACAGAAUUACCAUUGCAAAAAAGAAAUAUGUUUCCACUUAUGGAUUCUCAAACUUCCUCUGUAAACACCAGCAGAUUAUUGAAUAAGAAUUUGGAAUCAUUUCCUGUAAACUCUAUAAAUCGAGUGCAAAAUAGUAGUGAGGUAACAUCUGAAGAAGGCUUUGAUGUUAAUUCUUUGCCAAAAGUUGGCCUUCAAAAUUCUGUUUCAUGUUUUGGACCAAGUACAGAGAUAGCAAACUGUAAUGGAUCAUACCCUGGUAUGUUGGUGCCUAACAUUAAUAAUAACCAUUUCUCUGCUAAUUUACAUGCUGCAGUAAAUCUUCAAACACCAUCAAGCAUCCAAGCUUCUCCUUCAGUCGUGAAGAUUCAUGUUGCACCCCAGACUAACCAGAUAUCACCAGUUCAGGUCAUUCAGCAAGUUGGAAUGAUUGGGUCUCAACAAGUGCGUCCCAGUGUGAUACAGACCCAAUCAGUUAGCUCAGAUGGGACAGAGAAUACAGCUAAUGGAAGCACUCCAUCUGUUGAAAACAUGACAUCAUCAACUUUUGUUCAGUUUCCUGGUCCAAAUGGAGCUGUACGCUCUCCAUUAUGGCAACAUAAUGCAUCCUCUGGUAUUUUAGUGCAGAAUGUAUUCAGCCAGCUCAGUCAACGUGUUUAUACUGAAUACACACCAAAUACAGUUUUACCAACUGCCUCAAGAACCCAGUUUGCUCAACACCUAAAUGGAAUGGUACUGCCUACAGGAUUUCAAGGUAUGUCAAAUUCCCAGCAAAUUUUGAUGACUCCAGAUGGUAUACGAGUACCAGUUGGAGGACCAGCCGUAAAUUCCAUACCUACUCCUGUUGGAGAAGCGCAACCAUUUGGUCCAGCCCAACAGUUAUCCCAACCAUUAUUAAUAUCUGAUGGAUUGAGGCCAAACUUGCUACAGUCACAGCAGCUUGUACAGAAUGGUUGUUUUAUAAUUGGAUCAUCUCAACCAAGUUUCACUGUAAGAAGUCCUCAUCUGUCAAGUCACAAUAUACCUUUGGGUGUGGGAGAAGGUCCAUCACAAUGUGCAAACAUUUCUAUAACAGUUCAGAAUGACAAUACAGGAACUUUGAUUUCCUCUCAGCCUUACACAAGAGUUGGAGCUAUUCCUUUAGCAGCUUCUACAAAUCAGAAAACCACAAAUACAAUGCAGUCUUUUGAACGAUCACUUCCUGUAACACAACAACCAACAGUUAUAUAUGAUAGACACGAGUUUGCAAGCUCAGCUCAUUCAGAAGAAAAUGGUUGUGCACAGAUCUCUGCAACUGUGAGCAAUGGUGGGUGUGUUUCUUCAGUAAAGCCAGUUACGGCAACUAAUGCAGUUGCUACAGUCUCCAGGGGUGUACUCAUCAGUGCCAACACUGUAGCAGACAACAAUUCUCUACCUGGUACAGCUUCUUACAACCGUCCAAGUGCUUCAGUUUGCAAUUCUGCAGUUAACCAACCACUUAAAAACAUUAAUGGUAUGCCAGUGCCAGGACAACUUAGACUGAAUAACUCCAUGCCACCCCUUUCCAUACCUAAUGUGACAACAGUAACUACAUCCAUGACCCAGGUUAUACCUGCUGUGGGAAUGGUACCCCAAGUUUUAAGCCAGCCAGCACAACCUGUGAUGCAGGUUUUUAAUUUAUUAUCUCUUCCAGCUAUGCAAAAUACAGUUCUUAUUCCUCCUGGACAAAACUUCUUGCCUGGACCUCUACGAAUUGAACAGCCUUCUCCAGUAAUUGGUACUCCAACACAUCCAACAAACAUUACUUCAAUAUUAGGGGGGUCCAGUGGUGCAUUAGCUACUACCCCACUUCCUUUAUCCAGCCCCACUUCCUUUGUUACCCUCUCAGCUCAACAGGAUGAAAGUAGAGGAAGAUCAGAGCUUUAUUCUAAAUCAGUAUCUCGGCCUAGUUCUACUUGUAGUACUCCUUUGUCCAAUAAUGGCUCCAUUUCUUGUGUGCAAAGUGAUGAUUCACCAAAUUUCUUUCAUACACCAAAUAGAAAGAAGUCAAAAGAGGGUAAAAAAAAAACAGGAAGUCAAACAGUAGCCUCCAUGUUGCAAAGUGGAACUCAGAACUCUUCUGUAUUGUUUCCAAGUAUUACCAUUACACCUCAGCAGCAAACCCAGCAAGCCCCAGUCCUUCAGACUUUCACUGUGCUUCCUCCAUCUUCAGCUCAGCAAUCCAGGCAGUUAAUGCAGCAACAGCAACAGGUUAUAAGUUACAAUGGCAUGAAUCCAGUCAUACAACAACAAAUGUUAUCGUCAGGAUUUGGAAACCAAGUGAAUCUUCUUCAGCCAUUUGGCAUGAUUGGGCUCCCUUCAGGUGGUGGAGCUAGUGUGAUGCAGAACAUCCCUUUGCAACAGUAUGUUUCUGGACCUUCUUUUCACUCCAUUGCAUUGGUGCAGAAUCCUCAAAAUAUCAGCUCUUUUCCCCAAGAACCAUCUGUUUUAGUGCAGGGUCCUUCUAAUUUUGGGAUUCAUUCUAACCCAGUUCAAUGUGCCUUUCCUGAUGGUUCCUUUGUUUCUAAUGUGAUUCAACCCAGUUCACAUGUUUCUGGAGCAGAUGUGAUCUUGAGUCCCAACAUUCAAGAUCAUUCUUCAGCAGGAGGUAUUCCACGAGCCAUCAUUCAUCAUCAGGGAUCCACACCAGUGGUCAGCCAUAAUAUGAUAUCUGCCUCUGUUAGUACGCCAUCAUCAUCAUUACCUUGUAAUACGUUAAUACCUACAACAGCAACGAGUCACUUAAACUAUAUUAGUGCAAGCUUAAACAGUCAGACUUCUUUAAGUGGUGGGUUUACUACUCAUUCAGCUUCAGCUGAGGAAAACAUGCCUGAAUUGUCACUAUGUAUGGUGAAUAAACCAAGUGAUCUUCAAGAGUCUUCUAGAGCUAGAAGUGUUGGAGUUCAGAGUGGAGAGAUGGAGCAUAAUGCAGCCGUGCAGACAGUCACUUCAGUAGAUUCAGUGUGUAUCCCGGUGAAUGAACCUACACCAUCAACAGAAGCCAUUACAGUUGUCCCCAAACAAAAUGUUGACAUUGGCAGUGCCUCUUUACAGGAAUAUAAUGAAAUAGAAGAAGAAAGCAUGUUUCAGCCUUGUGAAGAAGAGGCUAGUGAAACUCUAUGGCCAGACCCUGUGAAUCUGUCUGCAGCUGUAAGAGCAGUCAUGCAAAAAGGUAGAAAUAAUGUGCGAGACAGCCCAGUGCCUGAUUAUCCCGGUGAAUCGUUCAACAAAGAAGAAACUUCAUUGUCUACUGAUGUUCAUUCAAGACUUCCAGAUCAAGACAUUGAGCAGCUUGAUAGUGUUCAGAACUGUGAAAGUACAGAUUUUCAGCAACAGACAGUAUCUGAGGUGAAUUUAGCACUUGACUUGAGUAGAACAUGGACCUACUCAAAUCCGUUUGUGAAGGAAAAUAAUCAUAGUUUACUAGAAAACCAGAAAGCCAGUAAAAGUUCUCUUGUAAAACAUGGGUUAGAGGAACCCAGUGACAGUAUAGAGAACCUUCAAACUAAGUGGGGUACUUGUUCAUUAGAAACCUUGCCAAUAGAUCAACCUGACAAUGCAGGUGAAAAUGCUUCAUCUGCUUCUUCUGAUACCUCUGAACAGUCUUUGUCAGGUGGGGAUAACCAUUCCAUAAGUGAUUCAGGUGUAGAGUCCAGUCAGGAGCCAAUGAACCUUGUUUGUGGCCGAGAUGAGAGGGAAGAUGAAAACAGAGUAUGUUUAGAAAGCAGAGAUGGAGAACUGCAGUCAUCAGCAAACUCAAAGAUAUUGGAAGGGACUACCAACCCCCUUGUCACUGUCAGUCGGACAGUAGUGAAUCAGAACUUUGAAACAGAGACGUGUAAAACUGAAAGGUGGUCUGGGGUGAAGAGGAGAAGAAGGGAAGUGUUUCCUAUCUCUCAGGAAGAUGGAGAUCAAGACUCUGAUGGUAAGAAAGAAAAGCAAGUUUUGGAUAUUCUGUAUUGUCAGGUCUGGGUAAAGUGGUUUGGAGAUCACACAUUCACUCAAGUAGAGCCUGAAAAAUUGAAGACUCUAUCAGAAGGACUUGAAGCACAUCACAGGGCCAGGAAAAAGUAUAGAAGGGGAAGAAAAAUGAACUCAAAUUUGGAAAAUGCUAUUCAAGAAGCAAUGCUGGAGUUAGAUAGACCAGCAUCUGCUUCAGGUGGUGGUUCUGGAAGUGGUGUUCAUCAAAAUGUGACUGUGCCCUGUUCAAAAACAGGAAGAUCGCGUGGACCUAAACAUAGAAGGACAAAAUAAUAUAUAAGUAUAUAAUAUACAAAUAUAUAUAUAUAUAUAUACACACACUACUGCUGCUACUACUACUUGUUCAGUGCUUCUGUUUGUUAUAUUGUCCCAAGUAACUGUUGAUACUAUAUUUCGUGCCUCAUUUUUACUGAGGACUCUUCAUGAAAAAAAAAAACAAAAAAAAACUCUCUCUCUCAAAAGCACACUUUUCAGUUAUGCAUUUGGGAGUUAUGUUCAUUUGAAUAUAUUUUAAAUAACUGUUGGUGUUAACCCUGUAGUUUAUACACGUGUGUAACUCCGUGUGUACAAAAGACCUUUUUUUUUUGCAUCCUGUAAUGUUUGGACUAUACAUGUACACUACAAACUUUAUCUGAAUUUAUUGUUGAAUUGUAUGGAUAAUCCAAAUUUGUCUUAAGAAGACUAGGAUUGGUGCCGAAGCAGUUGGAGGAAAUCCUCCGGAAUGAUUUUUUGUGAGCCGCCCAUUAAUGUAGGUAAAGAAAGAAUGGAUGUAUCUGUACUACAGCUGCUUUUUGUAUAGGUGUAAACAGAAAAUGUUAAUAGGUAAUGUAAGCACUAAUUUGUUUUAUAACGUUUUUGGUGGGAUAACUAUCCACACAAAAUUAUAAGUUAAUAGCCUAUAUUUCAGAUUUGCUGUUGCAGUUUUGUUGUUGUGUGUGGACAGGCAUUGUGCACCAUAGUUUUUAGAAAUCACCAUAAAAUUUUAAAGAACUUGUGCCUCCUGUGUCAUUUUUUACAUGAGGUCACAAAUAAAAAAUAUCUUCUUUAGAGCAGCA
Molecule: messenger RNA, 8030 nt
Organism: Limulus polyphemus (Atlantic horseshoe crab)
Lineage: Eukaryota; Metazoa; Arthropoda; Merostomata; Xiphosura; Limulidae
Exons: 7
Coding region: 673-7248 (2191 amino acids)
Cellular component (GO): nucleus; chromocenter
Molecular function (GO): chromatin binding; DNA binding
Source: RefSeq, a predicted model, not a curated record